Molecule: messenger RNA, 3589 nt
Organism: Pogona vitticeps (central bearded dragon)
Lineage: Eukaryota; Metazoa; Chordata; Lepidosauria; Squamata; Agamidae
Gene: ARFGAP2
Product: ARF GTPase activating protein 2
Biological process (GO): COPI coating of Golgi vesicle
Molecular function (GO): GTPase activator activity
Source: RefSeq, a predicted model, not a curated record
AGGCUGCUGGGAGAAAGAAAAUAUGGCAGCCGGGCCCAGCAAGGCGCAGAUUCAGACGCUUUUCAAGCGGCUGCGAGCCGCGCCGCCCAACAAGUCUUGUUUUGACUGCGGCGCCAAGAACCCGAGCUGGGCCAGCGUCACCUAUGGCGUCUUUCUCUGCAUUGACUGCUCCGGAGUUCACCGGUCGCUGGGGGUGCAUCUCAGCUUCAUCCGAUCUACAGAGCUCGACUCCAACUGGAGUUGGUUUCAGCUAAGAUGUAUGCAAGUGGGUAGCAAUGCCAAUGCGACUGCCUUCUUCCGCCAGCAUGGUUGCAUCACCACAGAUGCCAGUGCCAAAUAUAAUAGCCGUGCAGCUCAGGUGUACAGGGAGAAGAUCCGGCAACUGGCAAGUGCUGCCAUAGCCAAGUAUGGGAAUGAUCUUCUUAUUGAUGGGUUGAGUGGAACUCCAGGCCACUCUCCAGAAAAGAGUGAUGCUGAUUUCUUCCUAGAGCACACACAGGCCUGGGAUGUAGCUGAGAUUGGCCAAAGUGCAGUAGAGUCCUCACUGGAGUUGGAGAAGGCACCAAAGCUGUCUGAAAGCAGUGAGAUUCCACAACCUGACAAUGGACCGUCUACAGACUUGCUGAGCACUUCUCCCAAAGGAUCUCUUGACGCAUCCAUGUGUCUGUUUCCACAAGGGGCUGCUCCUGCCAGAGAAAUAAAGCCUUCUCUCAUUGGAAAAAAGAAGCCAGGUGCUACCAAAAAGGGGUUGGGGGCCAAAAAGGGUCUUGGAGCCCAAAAAGUGAGCAGUCAGAGUUUUACUGAAAUUGAACGGCAAGCCCAGGUGGCUGAAAAACUACGGGAACAGCAGGCUGCAGAGUACAGGAAACAAGCAGAUGAGUCCAUAGUGGCUUCUAUGAGACUGGCCUACCAAGAGCUGCAGAUAGACCGUAAGAAGGAGGAGAAGAAACUUCAGAACCUGGAAGGCCAGAAGCGUGAACAGGCUGAGAGAUUGGGCAUGGGUUUGGUGUCCAGAAGUUCCAUCUCGCAUUCUGUCCUCUCUGAGAUGCAAGUGAUAGAACAGGAAACGCCUGUGACGGCAAAGUCCUCUCGUUCCCAGCUGGAUCUUUUUGAAGACACUGGAAGCUUCACAUCUGGACCUCCCAAGUACAAAGAUAAUCCUUUCUCAAUAGGAGAUGCUUUUGGCUCACAGUGGGAAACAGACAACUCUUCGUGGGGGACAGACAAAACAGAAGAGGAGGCUGAUACUGCAGUCUCCAACAUCCGGCCUAUUGGUGACAGACCCACCAACAGAAGAGAGACAGAGAGCAAGAUAUCUGUAGUGGAGUCCAAUGAAGCUAGACAGAAGUUUGCAGGAGCAAAAGCCAUUUCAUCUGACAUGUUUUUUGGGCGGGAAGCUGAUGCUGAGUAUGAGGCCAGAUCCCGGCUUCAGCAACUCUCUGGGAGCAAUUCCAUCAGUUCCGCUGAUCUUUUUGGAGAGUCUGAGACUGUGAACUCAGGUGGUGUAUCAAUUGGAAAUGUACUGCCUGCUGCUGACAUUGCCCAGUUUAAGCAAGGAGUGAAAUCUGUUGCAGGGAAGAUGGCUGUUCUGGCCAAUGGUGUGAUGAACUCCCUUCAGGAUCGCUACGGCUCCUAUUGAUGAUUCAAGAGAGUGUACAUCUCAUGGGCAUUAGUAGAACGCAACAUGUACCUUGAGCCCACCUGGAAAAACUCAACAGGAUUUCUUUUCAAGCAGAGCAUGGUUGGGAGCUGCUUGAGAAAUAGAAGGAGAAAUGGCUAUGCCUAGCACUUGCUCAAACCUCUCUGGAUAUUGUUUUCUGUUAGAAACGAAACAAAAAUUUCUUCACAGCCCUAGCCUCCAGCUAAUGGUGUUCAUGGGAUCUUCCAGAGAACAUCCCUCUGCUGCUGUACACUGAGGCAGAGCUACAGACUGGCUGUGGGUGGUGCUGCUCUUUAUGCUUUUAACCCCCUCCUUGGCUGCUAUUGGUAAGACUAAUAUUGUGGAGGCAGGAGAUCAUGGUUAACACCGUUUACACUGCUGCAUCCAAGGAAAGUUGCAGUAAAUAAUGCAGUGCUGGGGAAUCCCUAAAGCCUGACCUGUCUUGUAAAACACUUCUACACAAGGUAAUUUUUACUGCCUCUCUGAACCAACAUGGUAGACAGAACUUUUUUCAGGACACUGACUUAUAAAAGUCUAAACCUGUAAUAAGGAACAACAGAUCGAGGCGUGCUUGGGCUUGGCAGUAUUUGGUAUCCUGGCAGUAUUGUGCAAGUCUGGUAGUUAAUUGGAAAAUUACGUCCUUGCCCCCAGCUCCCAAGGAUUGAUGUGUGUGAGAGAAGACCUUCAGGAGGGUAAGGAAAAGAAUGACGCCUUCAGUUUUCAUGUAACCUGCUGUCCGGCCUCAUUUGUGCUUUCUGAUUUUUUAUUUCCUUUCAGACUUUGGAAGAAACGGGGAAUAGAAUGAAAAAGACAGUGGCCACUCUCUCCACUGCCUGUGUUCCUAUGCCUCUAAUGCAGCAAUUGUUGUUCUGCCCCUGUUCCCCUUGGCUCGCCUGAAUGUCAUAGCUGUUCUGUGUGCUAUGUGUUGGAAGAGGAAGUAGAUUCAAAAAAUAUUUCUACUACUUGUCCAAGCUUCACUGCUGUCCCUUUGCCCUUUUUAGCUUUGCAUUAUGGGAUUUUUGUUUUCAAUCAAUGCAAUUCCAACUUGUGUUGGAGAAGGAGGAAUUUGGAGCACAUAACAAUGCUCCAUUCCUUCUACAAUGCUGCUCUUGAUAACCCCCAAAACACAGAAGGUGCCCUACCACAAAGCACAUCCUUGUGUCUGCAUGCCUUACCCCUCUGUUUCUAAGAGUUGGUUAUGUUGUUCCAUUGGGAAGGAGAUCUCUCCAACACAGUGGGGCCCUGAGUUCAUGUGAAACGAUGUUGUCAUGAUCCUUCUGCACUUAACACUGCAUGAUUACAAGCUGUAGAUUCAUCUGGAGGCCUACAUCGUAUCUGUUAUAUUCCAUAAGGAGCGAGACCAUUAAUUUCUCUUAAUGGGCGAACAACCACUAGGAAUGCACUGAAAUUAGGCCUUUGCCUGCAGUAAGUUCCUGAGGGAGGUGAGCUUACCAGUAUGGUUUGCAGAUUCUCUUUUGGUGGAGCAGGCUCUUGCCCGCUUCUAUAUCUGUGUGUUCAUCAGUGCAAUUGGGCUGCUUUCUCCUUGUGUGCUUCCUAAGAGAGUAAAUGCCUGCAUGGACUGACUGGAAAUCUCCCUGCCAUCACCUUAGCUCUGCUCCACCAUCACCCCCUCCCCCCCCUCUGGCAUCUGAAAAUGCACUGUUCUAACUCUAAUUCCUGCAAAUUUGUCUUAAAGCACUUGCUCGUUUCUUGGGCAGGAAGGCUGCAGAGCUUUGGUUUGGUCCAAUGCUCUACUCCAGAAUGGGAAGCGGGUUCCCUUCUUGGACUAUCUGUGUACUUUGAGUUAAUGAUAGUGUUAAUGAGCUUUGUGUGGCCAGGGUUCGGCCUCUGCUGUAUUGGGGGGGGGUUCCAAGGGGGAGUGAUGUAGGUCCCCCUCCCCAGUAAAUAAAAUUAAAUACCUGUGUGUUC